UGAGGCAGACAUCAGUGGUACUGCAGAAGAAUUUUAUUCCAACUGGAUACACUAUUCACAGAAUAAGAGAUAUCAAGGUAUUAAAUAUUGGAGAGAUGGCUUUGUUUUGUUUGGACAUUAGAUGCCUAUGUAUCAUUCUUACAUGGACAGCAUUUGGCAAUACUUUGUCUUCAGAAUUUGAAAUCAAAGUUUAUCCUCCCCAAGAUUUUCAGAUAGUAGAUCCUGGAUUUUUGGGUUAUCUCUAUUUGCAAUGGCAACCACCACUGUUUAUGAAUGAGUUUGAGGAAUGCACAGUAGAAUAUGAAUUAAAAUACCGAAAUGUUGACAGUAAAAUAUGGAAGACCAUCAUUACUAAGAAUCUGUAUUUCAAAGAUGGGUUUGAUCUUAACAAGGGCAUUGAAGCAAAGAUACACACACUUUUGCCAGGACAAUGCACAAAUGGAUCAGAAAUUCAAAGUUCAUGGUCAGAAGCCACUUACUGGAUAUCACCACAAGGAAAUCUUGAAACUAAAAUUCAGGAUAUGGAUUGUGUGUAUCACAACUGGCAAUAUUUAUUCUGUUCUUGGAAACCUGGCAUGGAUGUACAUUUUGAUGCUAAUUACAACUUGUUUUACUGGUAUGAGGGCUUGGAUCAUGCAUUACAGUGUGACGAUUAUGUCAUGGAGGAUGGAAAAAAUAUUGGAUGCAGGUUUCCCAAUUUGGAGUCAUCAGACUACACAAAUUUUUAUAUCUGUGUUAAUGGAUCAUCAGACUCCACGCCUAUCAGAUCCAGUUAUUUCAUUAUUCAGCUUCAAAAUAUAGUUAAACCUUUGCCACCAGACUAUCUUAGUCUUACUGUGCAGAAUUCAUAUGAAAUUAUCCUGAAAUGGAGCUUGCCUAGUGGACCCAUUCCAGAAAACUGUUUCAUUUAUGAAAUUGCAUUCUCAGAAGAUGAUACUGCUUGGGUGAGUACCACAGCAGACACUGAAAUGUAUGUCAUGAAAACAACAAAUGGAAGUAAACAAUUAUGCUUUUUAGUAAGAAGCAAAGUGAAUAUGUAUUGCUCAGAUGAUGGAAUUUGGAGUGAAUGGAGUGAUGAAUAUUGCUGGACAGGUGGCAUGUGGAAGGAAACUUUGAUAUUUUUCUUGAUACCAUUUGGUUUUGUCUCAUUAUUUGUUUUGCUUGUAACUUGUGUGCUUCUGCAUAAGCAAAAAAAUCUGUUAAAAAUGGUUUUUUAUAUGAGGAGGGAAGUUUUUCUUCACCAAGACGUAAUAUGCUGAUUUACCAGUUUCCAUUCAUGUGGAUAAUUGUCUAACAUGAC
Molecule: messenger RNA, 1300 nt
Organism: Otolemur garnettii (small-eared galago)
Lineage: Eukaryota; Metazoa; Chordata; Mammalia; Primates; Galagidae
Gene: IL13RA2
Product: interleukin 13 receptor subunit alpha 2
Exons: 10
Coding region: 96-1259 (387 amino acids)
Biological process (GO): cytokine-mediated signaling pathway
Cellular component (GO): external side of plasma membrane; membrane
Molecular function (GO): cytokine receptor activity; protein binding
Source: RefSeq, a predicted model, not a curated record